AAACCUUAGGCCUACUUACUUUUUAGAAAAAUAAAAUCCAGCACAGUUCAAUACUCAUCAGAACCAGAGCAGUGAAAGACAUGGACCCUGUGACUGCUGUGGUAGUUGGAGCACUACUUGCAGUGGUUGGUAUGGUCGAUGGUCCUAUUGUUCUGGCAGCACCAGGUUUCCCCUCAGUAGAAGACUACUAUGCUGAUAGCAUGAUGUGGGCCGAUGCAGAUGCCUAUGGAGGAGAAGUGGCAGCAGGAAGCCUGGUGGCUGGUUUGCGGUCAAUAGUGACUGCUGUGGUAGUUGGAGCAGCAGCUGCAGCAGGUGCUGUGGUUCUGGCUCCUGUUGCUCUGGGAGCAGCAGGUUUCACCUCAGCUGGAAUAGCAGCAGGUUCUAUUGCUGCAAAAAUGAUGUCGAUUGCUGCAGUUGCUAACGGAGGAGGAGUGGCAGCAGGAGGCCUGGUGGCUGGUUGCCAGGCAAUCGGUGCAGCUGGUGUGUCAGGAGCUGUCACUGCAGCUGCAGCAGGCACAGGAGCAGCAGUGGGAUGGCUGACAAGCUUCUUUGGCUGAAAAUCAUGAAGGAACAAGAUGCAUUUAGAAUACUUUUACUUUUUGCCAAAUUAAGGAGGCAAUAGCAAAUUACAUCAGUAUAUUACCUAAACAGCACUUGUGUCAUCUCAGACAACUGAUAUGUUUGUUCAAUAAAUCGGUGUAACCUGUGAAAGAUA
Anoplopoma fimbria (sablefish) is the source of this 715-nucleotide messenger RNA. Its product is annotated as interferon alpha-inducible protein 27-like protein 2A. The transcript has 6 exons. The coding region runs from base 81 to 557 and encodes 158 amino acids. The record is from RefSeq and is a predicted model, not a curated record. Gene Ontology annotation, biological process: apoptotic signaling pathway. Gene Ontology annotation, cellular component: membrane; mitochondrion. NCBI's taxonomy places the organism in Eukaryota, Metazoa, Chordata, Actinopteri, Perciformes, Anoplopomatidae.